AUGGAUUUGGACCGUAAGAUCGCCGUCUAUCGGCUGAUCGGCUAUUUGGCUGUGGCGCUCGCUACCGCGUCGACGAUCAGCAUCUGCAUCACCAUCCCAAUCCUCUACACCCAAGUCGCCAGAGCCCGAGAACGGAGCCAUGAGGAGCUCGACUUUUGCCAACAUUCCAUCAUCUCCGUCAGCAGCCAACUACGCCGUAUUGACGACGCGGGCGGCAACCGCAACCGCACCGUGAGGCACGCUUACGCAACAGUACCCCCACCACCGUCAGCUACCGAUCCCAAUGCGAGAUCUGCUGUACCGAAGGCCCACGUGGUCCUCCAGGAGCUGCAGGACGACAGGGUCGCCCAGGUCGUCCUGGUGUCGAAGGCCAACCCGGAAACCCGGGAAAACCCGCGUCAAAAUGCCAACUUCCGCCCCCUCCACCAUGCCCUCAAUGUGAUGCCGGUCCUUCAGGUGAUGACGGUCCACCCGGGGCCGAGGGUCAACCGGGGCCUCCGGGUAGUCCUGGUCCCCGUGGGCCGCCUGGGGAUGCCGGGCUCGAUGGGAUACCGGGAACGAUUGGUGCUCCAGGAAUUGCGGGUGAACCUGGCGCGCCAGGAGCACCUGGUGAAGACGCGGUGGGGAAUAAGCCGAAGCCUGGCGGGCCUGGGCCAGUUGGUCUCCUCGGGA
Mesorhabditis spiculigera is the source of this 672-nucleotide messenger RNA. The record is from the annotation of a GenBank genome assembly. Lineage: Eukaryota; Metazoa; Nematoda; Chromadorea; Rhabditida; Rhabditidae.